Molecule: messenger RNA, 3918 nt
Organism: Nilaparvata lugens (brown planthopper)
Lineage: Eukaryota; Metazoa; Arthropoda; Insecta; Hemiptera; Delphacidae
Product: fibulin-5
Exons: 14
Coding region: 448-2646 (732 amino acids)
Molecular function (GO): calcium ion binding
Source: RefSeq, a predicted model, not a curated record
GUCAGUGUUUUAGGUCUCCACUGAUCAAUUUCUGGGACCGAAUUAUGACUAUGAAUAAAAUUCUAUUCCUUUUAAUUGGAAUAUUAUUCCCAUCUCAAGUGUAUUCAUAAUUGCUUGCAUGUAACAGUGAACUAUAAACCUAAUUUGGCACCCUCUCCACUCCACCUAGACAUCACUAAAAGCCCAUUCAGUCCUUCAAUAAUCGGUUCGGUCAAAUGUAUUAACGAAAUCUAUUGACAAGGCCAGAUUUGAAUGGAAAACCAAACUGCCCAUUCAAAUGGCUGCUAAUCUAAAUUGUCCAACAAUUAGUUCAAUAAUUGCCCACCCUCCCAUCCGCUGUUAUCAAUAAAAGACAAGCAAAUAGAAUUUGAUUGCUUAGAGCUCCCAGAUUAUAGAUGUUUCAGGCAGUUGAGCCACUACUUAAUCUGCAUCUCUCAUAAAAGCAACAUGACUCGAGCGAUAUUCUAUGUUUUUGGAAGAUGCGUAAAAACUGGGAUAUCUAUUCCGACUGUUAUAGGGGUGUUUCUAGCUCUUCUGCUACUGAAGUCUACUAAUGGUUCUCUGGAUGAACAACUGGACCACUGCUGUUGGCUGGGUCAGGGCAUCGCCGACAAAAACGCUGACUGCAGCAGUUUACUGAAAGCGGCGCCUGUCAGAGAGGUGGAUCCCGAAUCGCAGGGAGUCUGUCUGUCUAUGAUGCAACUCUGCUGCGCACACCAGCUCAGAGACUCACAGUGUGAAAAUGGAAUAACGGCUGCUCGUGCAGGAACUAGUUGUCCCAAACAAGAGACUGAGAGCAAGUUCUGUUGUGAAGCGUGCAAGAUGGGCAUAAUAGUGGCAUCAAUGUCCGAACAAUGUCAUGAUCACAAUGAAAGCCUGGACUGUUCGUGGAACAGGGCCUUCCAUGAUUGCUGCACUGAGAUCAGCACCACCACUGCUCAGCUCGAUUCAAAGAAGAACCAUCUUCCCUCCACCAGCAACCACACUUAUAGCACUAGCACGCAGCCGGGAGGAGCAAGAAGUAGUGAAUCGAAUGACAUUUGCAACCUGUACCCGGGAGAGCUGUGCGCCCACAUUUGCAUUUCCACCCCCUCCACUCCUUCACUGUUCGUCUGCAAGUGUCACGAGGGCUACACCCUCAUGGCUGACGGCAAAUCUUGCAUGCUUGAUGCUACUCAUGAAGACAGAUGUCUGAACGAAAACCAAUGUGAACAACUGUGCCAUGAUUCUGGAAAAUCCAUCGAGUGUUCAUGUUUCAAAGGCUAUCAGCUGCACUCCAACAACAGAAGUUGCAUUGAUAUUGAUGAGUGCAAGGAGAAUAAUUCUUCGUCAGAAACGGCCUGUGAUAGUAACCAGGUGUGUGAAAACACUGUUGGCAGCUACAAAUGCUCUUGCAGUCCUGGCUAUCAACUCGAUCUUGUCACCAAGGCGUGUGUUGACAUAAACGAGUGUCAAAUGGACGUGCACAACUGUGCGUCGAGUCAGCGCUGUGACAACACAAUCGGCUCGUUCCAGUGUGUGCGCUAUGUCAACUGCGGUACCGGCUACACGCUCAACGCGCAGACUGGACAGUGUGAAGGUAGCCUUACUUGUCAUUCUUACACGAUAUCCUAUGUUAAUCAAACAUAUUCAAAGUUUUCAAGCAGUGAUCAACUGCAAGUUUCAAAACAAAUUUUGAAGCAGCGAGCGCAUUUCAUUCAAUAUGAAAUUGUUUUAUUUAUGUUUGCAGAUAUUGAUGAAUGCGCCAGAGGCCUUGCUAGAUGUGGGGUCAACCAGAGAUGCAUCAAUAAGGCAGGUGGAUACAUGUGCUCCACGUUGAGAUGCGAGUCUGGAUUCAGGGUCAAUGAGGAUCGAACCAGAUGCAUUGACAUAGACGAGUGUACUGAACAGCCAAGAAUCUGUGACCACAAGUGCUCAAAUUAUUAUGGAUCCUACAGGUGUUCAUGCAAUCCUGGAUACUCUCUACAGAGUGAUAAUAGAACUUGCAUAGAUUUGAACGAAUGCGAGCUGUUCAAAGACAGACGUCUGUGCAGUGGUUACUGUCUCAAUGAGCCGGGAUCAUACAGCUGUCAGUGCCCCAAUGGCUACACUCUCGCUAGUGAUGGUGCUUCGUGCCAAGAUAUUGACGAAUGCAAAAAUGGCCCAGGCUGCACGAAUCCAGACGAAAUCUGCAUGAAUAUGCGAGGAAGCUACAGGUGCAAUUUGAUCACCUGCCCGGCUGGAUACAUAAAGGAUAAACAGAAUACCAACCGCUGUCGCAGAGAAGAUCAAUCACGGUGUCGCGCGGAUGACGCUGACUGCUUGCAGCAGCCGACUUCGGUGUCGUUCUACUUUGUGACGAUCACGGCCAACUACACGAUUCCGGUGACGCAAGGCGGCCUCACACUGUUCACGCUGCGAGGCCCCUCCUGGGCUGAGGCCCAAUUCACACUGCACCUCGGCUACACCAACACUCCUGCGCAUGUGCGUGCAGCCACCGAGGCAUGCUUCGCGCUGCAGCGGCAGGCGCACAACCAGGUUGUGAUGAAGCUGAUUUGCACGCUGGCAGGGCCGCAGGACAUUCACAUCGAUAUUGGCAUGAAUAUUGCCAAUUACGGAAAAACCCUGUCAAAACUCACUCUAUACGUGUCUGCCUAUGACUUUUGACAAUCUUACUUCUAUAAAUAAUUGUCAGACAUGCCAUGUUAUAUUGGAGAAACAAGACGUAUAGAGGCUCAGCAACGGAAAUUUAGAAUUAAAGAUGAAUGAAAUUAUUAUACUUCUAUUUAAUUAAAACUGGUAUUUUUUUGGAAAUUACUGAAAGGUCAUGCGCAGUACAGUGUUGACACAUAGAUAAUAUAAUAUUCCAAGAACAAGGAUCAAGAACACAUGCACAGGUAUGGAGAUAUAGAAUGAAAAAGAAUAAAAUUAUAGUUUUAUUUAUUAAAACUUUGGUAUUUAUUUGAAAUUUUUUGGUUAAAUGUGCAAUAAAAAUAAGUCAUUUCACAACGAGUAUUCGCCUAUCUCCCAAUAUUCAAUAACCACAAUUUAUAAAAAUCUUGAUCCCUUUAUAAAACUCUAGAAAUUAAAAAAACUAUAUUUAUUUAAAACUUGAAACAAUGUGCUAAACUCAUUUACAGGUAAUUGACUCGUAAAUUGCUCGUUCCUGAAAAGCUGAAUAAAAUUCAAGGUCAAAGAAAGUCAAGUUUUCACAAGCAAUUGAAAAUACAAAAUAUUCUCAAUUUUUGAAACAUGGAACAUUACGGUACUGCUUGAAAUGAAAUGCCAAGCCAGACCAAUAAACGACCUCCAAACAAAACCAAAUACACGACUCAUCAACAAACAAAAUCAAGUAGGAAGUAGCUUGCAUGAAUUUUUUAUAUUGAUUCUGAUCUUAAAUUAAUUUUAAAUCUGUUUCUCAUCUGAAAUUUAAUUAAAAUUGUCUAUUGAAGUGAUUUUGUUGCAAAAAUACUACACGCCCUGAACAUCACUCCACAAUAUUAAACGAUUUCCGUUGUCCGGUUGUUGAAGACUGCAUUAACAAUUUAACGAUAACGAUUCUUUAGCAAGAUUCACUUUGAAAUGUCAGCAUGCCUUGUGAAUAACAUGUAAAUGCUUCCCAUUCAACAAAUACUGACUGUUCAAAGUAAAUCUCACUCAAGAAUCUGGAGCGAUCUUUAUAGUACACAUUUGAAAGUGGAAGCAUAUAAUUUUCAAGCGUUUUGACGUCAUGUCGGUUUAAUAACAGUGGCGUUCUCACACUUACAAUAACAGACAUCUUGAUCUUAUUACAGCUCUCAACAUAGGUCUACUAGUAGUUGUUAAUAGUUUUUGAAGUUCAACCAGUUUCAUUAUUCUUGAACGUUAACUACAAACUCAAGCAUCAUUGUUGGAUUCUCAAAAGUAUAAUUAUUAUAUAAUAUAAAAAGCUUCAAAAUA